This is a messenger RNA of Annulohypoxylon truncatum, 1839 nucleotides long. Its product is annotated as FAD/NAD(P)-binding domain-containing protein. Gene Ontology annotation, molecular function: NADP binding; flavin adenine dinucleotide binding; N,N-dimethylaniline monooxygenase activity. The coding region runs from base 1 to 1713 and encodes 570 amino acids. The transcript has 4 exons. The record is from RefSeq and is a predicted model, not a curated record. NCBI's taxonomy places the organism in Eukaryota, Fungi, Ascomycota, Sordariomycetes, Xylariales, Hypoxylaceae.
AUGCGGGUCGCGAUAAUAGGCGCAGGUCCUUCCGGGCUCGUGACACUGAAGUAUCUCUUAGCUGCAGAGAAGGCUCUAGGAACGAAAACUAUCGAAGCCCGCAUCUUCGAGUCUGAGACGGGUGUGGGUGGGACGUUCCUGGCGAGAACAUAUGAGGAUGCUGAGCUAGUCUCUUCGAGGCAGCUCACUUGCUUCUCUGACUUUCGUUGUAGGGAUGACGAGCCGGAUUUUAUUAGUGCGAAGCGCUACGUUGAAUAUCUCAACGAAUAUUGUACGCACUUCAAGCUGUGGCCACACAUUACCGUCUCCAGCCUAGUGAAGAGCGUCAAGAGUCGAAAGGAGGGCGGCCAUGCCGUGACGUAUUUAUAUAGGGGCCAGCAGCACACCUGGGAAUGCGACGCGGUAGCUGUUUGCUCUGGAUUGCAUGUCAACCCUAGCAUUCCCGAAGUCAAAGGCAUUGAGAAAGUACCGGUAGUGCUUCACUCUUCACGGCUGAAGAAGAGGGAACAGUUCGGAGAAGGAAAGACGGUGCUUAUACUAGGGAGUGGUGAGACCGGAGCUGACGUUUCUCUCCUGGCCGUGACUUCGCCUACGAAGCGAGUAGUGCUAUGCCAUAGAAACGGCUUUCAUCUUGCUCCAAAGAGGAACCCAAAUCCAAGACUAGUAUUUGCGCGACGGCGAAACCCCCUAGAUCGUCCCCAGGUGCCCAUCGAUGUCUCUCGAGCGAGUCUUUUCGACACGAUAUAUGUACACCCCUGGUUAAGAAACAGCAACCUUUUAUGGACGUACUACGACUAUUAUGUUCGGUGGAUUCUCUGGACUUCGUGGGGUACCACACACGGAACGGACCAAUGGGUUGGAGGAAAGCCGAAGGGAUGGUCUACUUCUGAGAUCCAGACGCCGAAUACGCUGGAAACUACCCAGGGUAAGCAAAUAGACCUUGCGUCCUGGCCAGAGCGCAUCGACGAAAAUGGCCUUGUCGAAUUCAGGGACAAUGGACGGCCCGAAUACGCGCGGAUAAGAAACGAAGUCAUCAAGCCAGACGUAGUAAUAUUCUGCACGGGCUAUACGCACGAAUUCCCCUUCCUGGGGGAAGAUAGAUGCAAUCCUCAAUACUACCAAGGCAAAUUAGUGCGUGAUAUUUGGCCGCGAGACGAUCCUUCCAUUGCGUUCAUUGGGUUCGUGCGGCCUAAUCUAGGCGCCAUCCCACCUCUCACCGAAUUCCAGGCACAGCUGUGGGUGCUUAACCUGUUAUCACCUGAACGUGUAGCCGGUGCCCCUUUGCUCCCCGAAGAUGAAGGGCACUACCGACUCAUGUCCAAGGCGCACUCCCGAAUCCGAUACGGUGUUGAUCACGAGAGCUAUGCGUAUCAACUCGCUCUAGACAUGGGCUCGGCGCCAUCAUUUGGUGAUAUCCUGCGCCUCGGCUUCUCUGGAACUGACGACACCCAUGGCAACAGUGGCUGUUGGUAUAAACUACCGCUCACUUGGGCGCUUGGUGCCAAUUUCAACACCAAAUUUAGGCUCCUUGGGCCAUGGGAAUGGGAGGGCGCGAUUGAAGUCAUGAUCACCGAAUUCUGGGAGACUGUAGCGCGAAGGCAGAUGUUCUUUGGUCAUUUCACCGUCUCGAUGGUCCCGAUGAUCAUAUUUGGACCGAUUAGUCUUUUCGUCUUUCUCUACGCGUCGUUAUGCCGACUUCUUCAAGUGUUAUGAUGUUCAUCGCGAACGUCCAGGAUUCGGGUUUCAUAGAUGAAUGGGUGAGGGCUACCAUGGUGAUUUGGAAGAGAUGUUGUAAAGAUUCAAGUUCCAAGGAGCUGCUUGAGGACUAGAUAAAAAUAC